This is a messenger RNA of Abrus precatorius (Indian licorice), 1324 nucleotides long. RefSeq names its product probable cinnamyl alcohol dehydrogenase 1. The record is from RefSeq and is a predicted model, not a curated record. Bases 115 to 1182 code for a protein of 355 amino acids. NCBI's taxonomy places the organism in Eukaryota, Viridiplantae, Streptophyta, Magnoliopsida, Fabales, Fabaceae. The transcript has 7 exons. Gene Ontology annotation, molecular function: oxidoreductase activity, acting on the CH-OH group of donors, NAD or NADP as acceptor; zinc ion binding.
AUCGUCGUUACAAUUCUCAUUCAUUUCCGCUGAUAUGAUUAAGAUUCCGCAUAUUCAUUCUUUUCCAUUGCCAGAUCUACCAUUCGUUGGUCUUUUAUCCCCAACUUAAAAAGUAUGAGUUCCGAAGGUGUUGCAGAAGAUUGCUUAGGAUGGGCAGCAAGAGAUGUAUCUGGAGUUCUAUCACCUUACAAAUUCAGUCGCAGGGCUCUUGGGAACGAAGACGUUUAUGUUAAAAUUACAAACUGUGGUGUUUGUUAUGCUGAUGUAGUUUGGACAAGGAAUAAACAUGGUGAUUCCAUGUAUCCUGUUGUGCCUGGGCAUGAGAUUGCUGGGAUUGUGACAAAAGUUGGUUCCAAUGUCCACCGUUUCAAUGUUGGUGAUCAUGUUGGAGUUGGGACUUAUAUCAACUCAUGCAGGGAUUGUGAGUAUUGUACUGAGGGAGAGGAAGUUCAUUGUACAAAGGGAUCAGUUUACACUUUUAAUGGUGUUGAUUUUGAUGGUACAAUUACAAAAGGAGGGUACUCCAAUUACAUAGUAGUCCAUGAAAGGUAUUGCUUCAUGAUACCAAAAGGCUAUCCCUUGGCUUCUGCAGCCCCUUUGCUUUGUGCUGGACUCACUGUAUAUUCUCCCAUGAUGCGCCACAAGAUGAAUCAACCUGGUAAAUCUCUAGGAGUGAUUGGCCUUGGUGGCCUUGGUCAUAUGGCAGUGAAAUUUGGAAAGGCAUUUGGUUUGAGUGUAACGGUUUUCAGCACUAGCAUAUCCAAGAAAGAGGAGGCACUAAACCUGCUUGGUGCAGACAAAUUUGUUGUCUCAUCUAAUCAAGAGGAAAUGACGGCAUUAGCUAAAUCAUUGAACUUCAUAAUUGACACAGCUUCUGGUGAUCACCCGAUCGAACCUUACAUGUCACUGUUGAAGACAUAUGGUGUUUUUGUUCUAGUUGGGGUCCCAAGUGAAGUCAAAUUCAGCCCUGGAAGCCUUAUUAUAGGAGCAAGGACUGUUUCUGGAAGUAUUACAGGUGGUACAAAGGAUACAGAGGAGAUGAUUGACUUCUGUGCUGCAAACGGGAUUUACCCAAAUAUAGAAGUGAUUCCAAUCCAGUAUGCCAAUGAAGCUCUUGAGAGGCUCAUAAAUAGGGACGUCAAAUAUCGGUUUGUAAUAGAUAUUGAAAAUUCCCUCAAAUAGUGUUAGAGAAAAAAAAAAAAACAAGUUGCUUCCCCGUGUAGACAUAAUUGGACUUCACCUUGUUCGUACAUAUUGAAGGAAAUAAUGAUGCUCAGUGUUUAUAAUGACUUACAUCAGAGGUGAUUCCAAUUGACUAUGUAAU